AUGAAGCUCAUCGCAUUGACCGGGCUCGUCUACCUGACAUCGCUCGUCGCCACCGCGCCACCUUCCUCACAUCUUGCCGAAAUCUCCGUGCGCGACGUCUCGCCACUCGAACAAUACAACACAUUGGAAAAGCGCAAAGGCGGCGGCGGCGGCAAGGGAGGAGGCGGCGGCAGUAGUAGCGGUGGAGGACGAUCUAGCGGCUCAGGAGGGUCGGGUGGCUCAAGGCCGGCAUCAUCAUAUUCCUUUUCUUCCAGUUCCAACGCGGGAGGUCGCACGCGCGACGGUUCGGGCACUCCGAAGACCUACGGAAACAGAUAUGCUGGCGGCGCAACAGUGCCGUACACCGCUGGUGGAAGGUCGCCGACAAGAGGCAUCGCACCCUACGCGCUGCCCAUCACAGCCCUGGCCUUCUUCCCCGGCAUCUGGCUGUACGCCACUGUCUUCGCUUAUCCAUACCCGAUGUACUACUCCUGGAAUCACGACGGGCAGAACAGGACGAGCAAUGUGACCUGCCUAUGUCAGCGCUAUCAGGUCUGCGGUUGCGAUCCUACAGACAACAGUACGUUUCUGGACCAAGUCGUCUCCAACGGCACUGGCCAGCCGGUGAACUCCAGCCUCGUUCGCACUGUCGACUACGGCAAUGGCACCGCCGAUACGUAUAUCAAUGGGUCGCUGGCAAAUGGCACCACCGCUCCUGGUGGCACUGAUCCCUCCAGCGAAAGCGAGAUCAGUGCCGCCAUGAGGCUCACAAUGAAUUACGGUGGAUAUUGGGUGAUGGUCGCCACGGUGGCCUCUGGGAUGUGGAUGGUAGCCUAG
Molecule: messenger RNA, 816 nt
Organism: Capronia coronata CBS 617.96
Lineage: Eukaryota; Fungi; Ascomycota; Eurotiomycetes; Chaetothyriales; Herpotrichiellaceae
Exons: 1
Coding region: 1-816 (271 amino acids)
Source: RefSeq, a predicted model, not a curated record